Messenger RNA from Crotalus tigris (Tiger rattlesnake), 4379 nucleotides. RefSeq names its product phosphatidylinositol-4,5-bisphosphate 3-kinase catalytic subunit delta (gene PIK3CD). The coding region runs from base 508 to 3642 and encodes 1044 amino acids. Gene Ontology annotation, cellular component: plasma membrane; cytoplasm; phosphatidylinositol 3-kinase complex. The record is from RefSeq and is a predicted model, not a curated record. Gene Ontology annotation, biological process: phosphatidylinositol-mediated signaling; cell migration; phosphatidylinositol 3-kinase/protein kinase B signal transduction. NCBI's taxonomy places the organism in Eukaryota, Metazoa, Chordata, Lepidosauria, Squamata, Viperidae. The transcript has 23 exons. Gene Ontology annotation, molecular function: 1-phosphatidylinositol-3-kinase activity; 1-phosphatidylinositol-4-phosphate 3-kinase activity.
CUUAGUGAAGUUUCCACUCUGCUUGAUUGGCCAAACACCAAACCAAGCAAGGCCUGGGGAACGGUUACUGUAAACCAGAGUCGAAAGAGAAAGCGACCUCCGACUCGGAGAAUUCAGUUUAUGCUCAGGAAGCGCAACUCCUCGCGCCCUUUCAAGCCUCCAGCAGCGAAGCUGCCUUCCCAGCGCGCGGCUGAAAAUCCGAACCCCCCCCCCCACUCCGCUCCACUCCAGCAGGAAAACUGGGAGCUACGGAGAGGAUCCUUCUCUUUUAAAGCCCAUAUAAGGCCGACCCGGACGUCUGAUCCGGCCUUGGGCCAAAACCAGGCUGGCUUUAAGCAUGCCGGCUGGAAAGCCGACCUCUCCCACCUUCGAGGCGCACGUGGGGAAGCGGCUCUCCCCAAACGCGCGUUAAGGAGGCUCUCUGCGCUUUUGAAAGGAGGGAUCGAUCUCCAUGGAUCGGUGAGGGGAGCUGAAGCACGCGGGGGUACCCUUUGAGAAAGCAGAAGGAUGCCGCCAGGAAUGUAUUGCCCGGCAGAAUUUUGGUCUAAGGAAAGCAAUUACACCAUUCUCGUCGACUUCCUUUUACCCACCGGGAUUUACCUGCCCCUCCCUGUUUCCUGCCAUGCCAGCCUGGCCGCCAUCAAAAAGGUGGUCUGGCACCAGGCCCAGUAUGAGCCCUUCUUCCAGAUGCUCAGCGCCCCGGAUUCUUACGUCUUCACCUGCAUCAACCAAGCCGCAGAGCAGCAGGAGCUUGAGGACGAGCAGAGACGCCUGUGUGACGUCCAGCCUUUCCUACCGGUCUUGCGCCUAGUGGCCCGUGAAGGGGACCGGGCAAAGAAACUGCUCAAUUCCCAGAUUAGCCUCCUGAUUGGCAAAGGUUUGCAUGAGUUUGACUCCUUGGCGGAUCCCGAGGUGGACGACUUCCGGGCCCAGAUGCAAGAUUACUGCGAGCAGAGAGCGGCUGAGCGCCAGCAGCUCACCUGGAAAGGCUGGAUGGAGUACAGCUUCCCAGUUCAACUGGAGCCCACCCUGAGCGGGCUCGGGGGGAGACCAACCCUGACCGUGCCUGGCAAGACCAUUUUUGUCAACGUCAAAUUUCAAUCCGGAGGGGAGAGCUUCACUUUCUUAGUGUCCCUGAAAGAGUUUCCUGUCACUCUGAUGAGCUACGCCGUCAAGAAGCAAGCCACCAUCUUUCGUCACCAAAGGGUCAACCCCGUUGAGGAGUACACCUUGCAGGUGGACGGGAAAUACGAAUACAUCUACGGGGAGUAUCCCCUGUACCUGUUCCAGUACAUCCGUGAGUGCCUCCACCGGCGUUUCGUCCCCCACCUCGUUAUGGUCCACAGGUCCUCUCUUCUGAUUUUGCGGGAAGAACAGAGCAACGGGCUGGGGCAUCCCCCCAAAACACCCCCCAAACUGACUACGGGCCCAAAGCAGAAGCUAUCUCUGUGGUCCCUGGAACAGCCGUAUUAUAUAGAGCUCCUGCAUUGCACCAAGGUGAAUGCCGACGAAGGAUUGAAACUGGUCGUGCAGGCUGGACUCUACCACGGUCAUGAGAUGCUCUGUAAAAUGAUGACCAGCACCGAAGCCAACGUUUGCUCCGAGCCCGCCUGGGAUCAGAUGUUGAAAUUUGACAUUAACGUCUGCGACUUGCCCCGUAUGGCGCGGCUCUGCCUGGCCCUCUACUCGGUGGUGGAAAAAGCCAAAAAAGCGAGGUCCACCAAGAAGAAAUCGAAAAAAGCUGACUGCCCGCUCGCCUGGGUGAACGUGAUGCUCUUUGACUACCAAAAUCAGCUGAAAACCGGAGAAUGCGUCUUACCCAUGUGGUCAGCCUUCCCAGAUGAGAAAGGAGAAUUGUUAAACCCAACGGGCACGAUCCAGACCAAUCCCAACAGCGAGAGCGCCGUCACGCUUUUCAUCCGCUUUCCUGGUAUUUCGUUGUAUCCAAUCUACUAUCCUUCCACGAGACAGAUCUUAGAAAAGGGGCAGAACGGCCACUAUGCCUGCGGUCCAGGAGAGGAUCCAGAAGAGAAACAGCAGCUGAAGGAGAUUCUGGAGCGCAGAUCUUGCAGCGAACUCUACGAACACGAGAAAGACCUGGUGUGGAAAAUGAGAUAUCAGAUUCGGGAUCAGUACCCGGGCGCUUUGGCCAAACUGCUCAUGGUAACCAAGUGGAAUAAACACGAGGAUGUUGCCCAGAUGGUAUCCUUGCUGCAAUCCUGGCCCGAGCUGCCCGUUCUGAACGCCUUGGAGCUUUUAGAUUUCAAUUUCCCUGACCCUUACGUGAUCCGCUUCACCGUCAACUCCCUGAAAAAGCUGACAGAUGCCGAGCUGUUCCAGUAUCUUCUACAGCUGGUUCAGGUUUUGAAAUACCAGUCCUACUUAAACUGUGAAUUAACCAAGUUCCUUUUGGGCAGGGCCUUAUCCAACCGGAAGAUUGGCCAUUUCCUAUUUUGGCAUCUCAGAUCGGAAAUGCACUUCCCUUCGCUGGCCUUAAGGUUUGGCCUGAUUCUCGAGGCCUAUUGCCGAGGAAACGCUCACCAUAUCAAAGCUCUGAUGAAACAGAGCGAAGCUCUCAACAAGCUGAGGGCCCUGAAUGACCUCAUCAAGGUCAGCGCUCAGAAAAACACCAAGCUUCAAACCAAGGAGUUCAUGCAUACUUGCAUGCGCCAAGAGACUUACCAGGAGGCCCUCUCCAAUCUCCAGUCCCCUCUGGAUCCCCGGAUCUUCCUGGCAAAAGUCAGUGUAGAGCUUUGCACCGUCAUGGAUUCCAAGAUGAAACCGCUGUGGGUUAUGUUUAACAAUGGCGAGGCAGGAGGAAACAGCACCGGCUUGAUAUUCAAAAACGGGGAUGAUCUUCGCCAAGAUAUGUUGACGCUCCAAAUGAUCCAACUGAUGGAUAUCUUAUGGAAGCAAGAAGGUCUUGACUUGAGGAUGACUCCAUACGGCUGCCUUUCCACAGGAGACAAGAUGGGGCUGAUCGAAGUGGUGAUGAACUCGGACACCAUCGCCAACAUCCAACUCAACAAGAGCAACAUGGCAGCCACCGCCGCUUUCAACAAGGAUGCCCUCUUGAAUUGGCUGAAAUCCAAAAAUCCCGGUGAUGCUCUGGAGCAAGCCAUUGAGGAAUUCACCCUUUCAUGUGCUGGAUAUUGUGUUGCUACGUACGUGUUGGGGAUUGGGGACCGUCACAGCGACAACAUCAUGGUGCGAGAAAAUGGCCAGUUGUUCCAUAUUGAUUUCGGCCAUUUCUUGGGAAACUUCAAGACCAAAUUUGGGAUCAACCGCGAGCGGGUCCCCUUCAUUCUGACCUACGACUUUGUCCACGUGAUCCAGCAGGGGAAAACCAGCAACAGCGAGAAGUUUGAACGAUUCAGAGACUACUGUGAAACGGCUUACAUGAUCCUCCGAGGCCACGGUCUUCUCUUCCUACAUCUUUUCUCCUUGAUGAAAGCUGCUGGCUUGCCAGAGUUGAGUUGCUCUAAAGACAUCCAGUAUCUCAAGGACUCGUUGGCACUGGGGAAGACGGAUGACGAGGCCCGGAAGCAAUUCCAGCUUAAAUUCAAUGAGGCCCUGCGGGAGAGCUGGAAGACCAAAGUCAACUGGUUGGCCCAUAACGUCUCCAAGGAUAACCGUCAGUAGGGGACCCUCGUCUCCCCCCCCCAAGAGUCUUCCUUCCCAGCUCUCAGGAUGGAGCAGCUGGACCUUCCACACCUUGGACCGGUCCACAGGCUGGACCGUUUUAAGCUGCCCAGAUGUGGAAGCUUGUAAUAUGCAAGAUGUCUUGCCUGGAAAGUCCCUGCAGAUAGGUCCUCCGCCAAGCGGGUGAUGGCCUGGGGCAAGGAUGAGGAACAGUGGCACCAUUGGGGCAACUGCGCAGUUUGAUGAUGUGCAUAUAUGUUGUGUGUGUGUGUGUGAGGUUCAUAUUUUAUACUGCUCAGAGGUACUUGACUCACUCACUGGUUGAGCUGAGGAAGUUCUAACGUGUUGAGGCUUCCAAUGAUCCCUCCAAAGAGCUGGUCUCUUUAUGAAGAGAUGGGACUUUCUUACGAAACAUGUUGGUUUUUGCACAAAACGUUGAAUCCCAAAUUCCGGGUCUUGCGAGGCCAGGAACGGUCUUUUGAAAGAGGAGCCCUUGGUUGAGAAGUGAAGUUUUAGGUAGGAGGUGGGUGGUUGAGGAUAACACUCAUCCUGGUUUGUUGGAUGCAAAAAUGUCCUUACGAACUUUCAGUUACUUCUCUUGUCCAGAGCUACAGAUUACAUUCUUUCUUUAUAAAAAAAAAACCUCAAAUGAAUAAACAAAUCUGGCCCCUUACCGAUAACCCUUUCCUUUUUUUAAAAAAAGCUAGCUUUUCAAUAAAUUUGUUUUUACCAAUUAA